UCCGCCCCAGUUUGUUAUUAUGAUGGCUUCCUCUCCGCGCUCUGUCUGAAUUCCCGCUUCGAAAACAUGGAAAAGAAGACUAACGAACGUCAAUACCGUCUGUCGGAACAACCAGUGCACAAAAAGAAACCGCGGAAUUUGCAAAUAAGUCCGCCAAGCAUUUGGAAAUGUUGCUACUGUUUCAACUUCCAGAGGAUAUUCUUUACCUCAUCUUGGGCUAUCUGGACUGUCAAGCUCUGAGCUGCCUGUCGCAGGUCUGUAGGAAACUCUACUGUUUCACCGGUAGGGACGCAGUGUGGAGAAGGAUCGCCAAGGAAUGCAUCAACACUGGACUAACGAAACAAGGGCUAGAUCUUGCACCGCUAAUCCCAUUAAAGGAUAGAGUUAAGGUAUCACAAAACUGGCGCAAAGGAUGGUGCAAAAAAGAAGUCAUCCUAAAAUGGAAAUACAAUUUGUUACCAUGGAUACAGUUGGAGGACAACAAGCUCUAUCUAUCUCAGGCAGCAGACAUCAGAAUGUACCAACUGAGACCAGAUGGCCGGGGGGUCCAGCGAAGGCCUAUGGAAGUGUUUGCUGGUCACCAGGAAGAUGUGUGCAAAUUUAUUUUAACAGAGUCGCACCUUAUUAGUGCUGGAGGAGAUGGGAAAAUCAUUAUGCACCACAGAAGAGAGCCAUUUAUUGUACAGUUUCUUGCUCACAACGAAGAAGUGAACUGCAUUGACUGCAGGGGUAGGGUCUUGGUCAGCGGAUCAAGAGAUCGAACUGCAAGGGUAUGGUCCAUAUCUUCAGACGUAGUUGUAGAAUUGCUGCACACUAUACCCACUGUUGACCGGGUCUGGUCAGUGGCCAUUAGUCCAUCUGUAAGCUCCUUUGUGACUGGCACCGCAUGCUGUGGACAUGAAGCUCCCCUACGAAUGUGGGAUGUUGAAAGUUGUCAGCUGCUCUCUUGCUUGGGUAUGGAUUUUCGUAGAGGAGCAGGAAUCCUCGAUGUUUUCUAUGAGACACCUUCAACUCUACUGUCUUGUGGAUAUGACACUUAUAUACGCUACUGGGACAUAAGAGCAAGUACCAGGAAGUGUGUCAUGGAGUGGGAGGAGCCUUGUGACAGUGCCCUCUAUUGUAUCCAGAGUGACAACAAUUACAUGAUUGCCAGUGGCUCAUCUUACUAUGGAGUUGUACGACUCUGGGACAAGCGUCAGACACGCUGCUUACAGACUUUCUCCCUGUCUUCACCAAAGACGAGCAGUCCGGUCUACUGUCUGCGUUUUAACACCACCCAUCUCUAUGCUGCCCUUUCAUCAACGCUACACGUGCUGGACUUUAAAGGACUGGAAUAUCAGGGAAGGAAAUAAAUGAAAGGACAAUCUUUGGGAUGCAGCUCACAAUGUAAGCUAGUGCUAAAGGAGGUGUCUCUUUUGUAAAUUUAAUGUUUAAAAGUGAAGUCACAAGAGUCUAACUGACUUGGUUAAAAUGGUUUAAUUCUGAUUGGCCUUAAAUUUGAAAAGUAUUGAAAGAAUUUGCUUUUACUGGUUACCAAAGUGCCAAGCCUCCCUCUGUCUGUGCCCAUGAUAUUUAACGUGAAACAGGGGUUUGGGUGUAAAGGCCACUCAGGACUUUAGACUUUUUCAAGCUAAAAUCACCAACACGUCGGGGCUUCCACUUGUGCCAAAUUCCACUUUCUGUCGUACAGACAUAUCACCUGGAUACAAAGAUAUAUGAGGGGGAAUCGAAACCAACACUAUUUCAGAGCAAGUGCCACAUACUCAUAUUGAAUAGCAUGUUUCACACUUUUAAAAGAUAUAUAUUUUUUAAAUUUUAAUAGUUCACAAAAUAAAUACCUUGCUAUCUUAAUACUGUUGUUUAUACCCCAGUAUUGAAGUCCCAAUAUCUUCUUACAUUAAGGAAAUCCAUUUUGGAAACCAGAAGCACUUUUAAACUCAGCAGAUAUUGCAUUAGCUAUUAAAAUCCAUGAGACUGCUGACCCCGGUGUAACUCUCAGGGUCGGAUUAGCUUGUUUGUUCACCAUGUAGGGUUUUUGGUUUGUUUUUUUUGUUUUUUUUUGGUUUGUAACAGUUAGGAUGGACCACAUGAGCCACCUUAGACCGGGUUGUCAAAAUGUUUUUAUUGGCUGUUGUACAUACCUGUUUGAGUGAAACAAUAGGAUAAUCGGGCAUUUCAGUAAAUGAACACCCUGUCCAUUUACACAGUGCUGAUGUAUUGUCUCAUGGCCAAAUGGGUGAAAAUUCUGAAUACUGCUUUGCCAUCAAUGGGAUAAAAAAUGUGUGUUUUUUUAUGUUUCUUGCUGUUGAGUUGGUAAAAAAAACACUAAAUUUGCAUUACAAAGAAUGUUCUGUUGCUUUUGCUGUAAUAAAUUAUUUCGCUAUAUUUGUUCCAAAGUA
Molecule: messenger RNA, 2399 nt
Organism: Polypterus senegalus (gray bichir)
Lineage: Eukaryota; Metazoa; Chordata; Cladistia; Polypteriformes; Polypteridae
Gene: fbxw4
Product: F-box and WD repeat domain containing 4
Exons: 9
Coding region: 168-1352 (394 amino acids)
Biological process (GO): SCF-dependent proteasomal ubiquitin-dependent protein catabolic process
Cellular component (GO): SCF ubiquitin ligase complex
Molecular function (GO): protein binding
Source: RefSeq, a predicted model, not a curated record